CACGGAGACGCUCAGACACACGGAUGGGGCUGUCAUCCUGUCACCCCUGACACACGGACUGGAAGCCUGGCAGGACAGCAAGGCUUCGGGAAGGACAUGGCACAGACGGUGACAUUGGGCACCUCCCCAGAGGGCCCUCGUCCCUCCUACAUGUACAAGGUGGUCCUGCUGGGCAGCAUGUCCGUGGGCAAGUCAAGCCUGGCCUACAGAUACGUGAGGAACGACUUCAGGGAGCUGCUGCCAACCGUGGGAUGCUCCUUCUUCACACAGACACUCGACCUGGACGAGGCCACAGUCAAGUUUGAGAUCUGGGACACAGCAGGCCAGGAGAAGUACCACAGUGUCUGUCACCUGUACUACCGGGAUGCCCAGGCUGCCCUCCUCGUUUAUGACAUUGCCAACAAGCAAACAUUCAGCAGAGCAAAGCUGUGGCUGGAGGAGCUGGAGAAGAGAUUCCUUCCCAAUGAAAUCGUGAUUGCUCUGGUGGGCAACAAGACAGACCUUGCUGCUGAGCGAGAGGUCACCACAGAGGAGGCAGAAGAGUUUGCACAAACAAAGGACCUCCUGUUCAUGGAGACAUCUGCAAAAUCCAACUAUCAAGUAAAUGAUGUCUUCAUGUCUGUAGUCCAAGAGCUCCUGAGGAGGGAAAAAGAGAAGGCAUCCAAGCCAUCCCCACAUGGGAGGUCGACCGUGGACCUGAGGGGCAGCGAGGCGAGGCCGAGGUGCUGCCGGAGCUGAGGAUGUGACACCUGCAGCCAGCAGGGCUGGACUCAACCCCCGUGAGGGGCAGUGACAAAGCAGGGGGCACUCAGAACUGCAGGGGACAGCUCAGCCUGACCACCCUCUCUCUCUCAAAGCCAGUUCAGAGCCCAUCCUGGGUCCUUUAGCACCAUCUUCAGCCAGGAGAUAGAGCACAGGGGUUUCUUCCACCAAUCUUCCAUUUGCAGAAAAAAGCACAGCCUACCAGGAACACUGCCACCAACCCUGACUGGUGACAUCCCCCCACCACCAGCUGUCACCUCUUUCCAUCUGAAAAGGGAGGGUUUAAUUUCCCAAACCAAAGACUCCAGUG
Sturnus vulgaris (Common starling) is the source of this 1072-nucleotide messenger RNA. It is a transcript of the gene RAB17, whose product is annotated as RAB17, member RAS oncogene family. Lineage: Eukaryota; Metazoa; Chordata; Aves; Passeriformes; Sturnidae. The record is from RefSeq and is a predicted model, not a curated record. Gene Ontology annotation, molecular function: GTP binding; GTPase activity.